Rodentolepis nana is the source of this 381-nucleotide messenger RNA. Lineage: Eukaryota; Metazoa; Platyhelminthes; Cestoda; Cyclophyllidea; Hymenolepididae. The record is from the annotation of a GenBank genome assembly.
AUGUACUUCUUCACACUUCUCCUUACUGCAGUCGCCGUAUCAAAUGGGAUGCCACUGACUACCGACAGUUCGGCCAAUGUUGAAAGGCUCCAAUUUCCUUUGAAGAAACUCGAACAUUUGACUGACAAAGCUCUUACAUCUGUGAUUCAUGGUGCUCUCGAAGAGGAGGAAAGCCCCGAUUCAAAGGCGUGGCACUCAUCGAAACUAAGAGAUAUUGAGGAUCUCGAAUGUCCAGAUCCAGUUGAAACACUUAUCAAGAGACUGAGGAAAGUCAAAAGAAACGUGGCAAUGGAAUUCGCUGAUUCAUCAGACCCUCCAGUGCUAUGGGAAAAAGUCAAUGGACGCCUUGAGGAUAGGGCAUCAAAGAGCGUUUUGGAGUAG